CGUUGGCAGAGUGACGUUAUUUUUUUUUUUUCCUAGAUUUCUUCUCGUCCCUUUUUUUUAUCUUAAAUACAGUUACGAGUGUGACGCACGCAGAAGCAAUUUGACACAGGCAAAACAGAUCGGCGGUAUCACGUAUUUGACUUAUCCGCAUAGCCAACGUCGGCCUCACAUUCAAAUUCCAAAACAUUGGCUAUUUUAGACCGCCGGGUGAUUCAGCCUGUCCUCUGAAAAUUCAUUUGGUUAAACGUAAAUUGUUUGAAAGAAAAAUGAUGUCGUUCCAUUUCGAUGUUGACCGACAGCUGGCUGUUAGGCAACGGUCCUUUCUAAACACCAGAGGUCUGUGUUUGAAGUGAGUAGGCCCAACAACAAUCCAAACCAAACAGAACAAAAAAAAAAAAAUAAAAAAUAAAGAGAAACGGUGCCUUUCAUUUUCAACAUCUAGAUGAGCCAAGAAAAUAAUUUGAAUAUUCCAAAAAAAGAAAGAAAAAAAAAAAAAAGAAAAAGUGAGAACUGUUCCGCGUUUAUUUUUACCCGCUGGGCCGAAGGCCGUUCGUGCCGCCCAAAUUUUCGUUCCGAGUGCGUUCGUCAUCGCACAUGGACUCUCACAUUUCAGCCACGUCCAAUGGAUAACCAACAUCUCGCAAUUGCACAGUUACACCUGGAACGGCAGCGGUUGCGGCCGAUCGUCGCCCAUCGAUCUUGAAAGUGAUUUUUUUUUUUUUUUUUUCUUUUCGGCCGCUCUGAAUGGCGUCGUCCAAUCGUCACGAUUCAUUCGCACCGACCAACUGCAAUUUCGUCCGCAUUAUUUCAGCGCUGGCUAGCGUGUCGCGCCAAACAUUUCACAUCAUCAUCUGAGGCUUGUGCUGUGCGUAUAGUCGAAGCCACAUUAUACAUAAAGGGACGGCAGCUGCUGGGACGACAUAAUGCCGACGUCAGCCGAUUAUGAAAUUUCCAUCGACGAGCAUCACAAUCCCGCCAAUGCCAAUCACAGGGCUCAAAAGAUGAUCGGCGAACUGAACAGCCUAGUGGCCCAGUUUCGGCAACUACUCAUCACCAUCGGGCAGCCCAAAGACUCGCCCGAAGUCCGAGAGAAGAUCCGACGGUUGCGGCGACAGUGCGUCGAGUCUUGCAAACACACCAACCAGCUCCUUCUGCCGCAGAUACACAGUGAUAUCGCCGCUGGAAUUCCGCUGGACAAGGACCAUUUGGUCCAUUUUUUCUGCAGUUGUCAGUUGCUGGUCCGCGAGUUGCACAAGAGUCACCGCCUCAUUCAGAGGAAACCGCUCGACAUGACCAGCUUUUACGAAAAUCGAGCCGGGCCAUCCAAUUUGGGUACAGUCUUCAGCCAGAUCAUUCUCUGCAAACAACUGGCGCCCGAUUUCAACGCGGAGGAGCUCCGUUCCAUCCGCAAAGACUCGGAGGAUAUCCAACGGCUCAUUGACGACCUCUCGGAAUUCAUGCCCAUGGAAGAGUCAUACGGACGGGCGUUCGCCUUGGCCGGCGAGGACAAGUUCAGCGUUUGGGCCAAACAGCGGAUGCUGACAAACCGGCGGCAGCGCGCUACUUCCAAUCCGCUUUGCCGCAACAUUCGCGCCUUGUGCUGCUUCUCCAAACCAAGUUACCUGUGAGUCUUGCAUCUCAUCAUUUCACAACAUGUCACGCCUAACUUACAGUCCCGGUUUGCCAGCACGGCCGUUGCAGGCCCAGUUCAUUCCCUAUCGGUGACGAUGAAAACUUCGUUUCUUCUCGAAAAUUAAAGACGAGGACAGUCGAAUUCACGUGUCUGGUUUUUCUGUACAAUUUGUUUCCAAUUCCAACGUUAUGUCGGUGAUCAAUGAAGAAAAAAGGAAGAAUGACGUACCAUCUGAAACUCCCAUAGAAACUAUGAAAAAAAAAAUCUUCUUCUUUAUCAUCCAAGUUUGUAUAAUAAUGUAGUUUGCCCUAGGCCUACACUAUGCCCACACACAGCCAAAGUUUAGACGCAAACAAGUUGCCCUCGCUGUACGUGUAAAUCUCUUUAGACAUUUCAACGUUGAUAAAACGGUUCACGUCCCACUUGAAUAUCUUUCAAGCGAUUUGCAUCUCCACAGCCCAUCAAAUUUCAUUUUCCCUUUUUGAUGUAAUAUUUCGCUCGAAUCGUGUCGUUUUCUUCUUCAAAUUCACGUGCUCUGUUCUCGUUCUUUUUUCACUGUUGAUUUUCAUUCAGUCUUUCUUGCCAAAAUCUAAUGAUGUGGAACAUUAAGAUAUUGCGUU
This is a messenger RNA of Daphnia carinata, 2253 nucleotides long. RefSeq lists its product as uncharacterized. The transcript is spliced from 6 exons. NCBI's taxonomy places the organism in Eukaryota, Metazoa, Arthropoda, Branchiopoda, Diplostraca, Daphniidae. Gene Ontology annotation, biological process: G protein-coupled receptor signaling pathway. The record is from RefSeq and is a predicted model, not a curated record. Gene Ontology annotation, cellular component: neuron projection. The coding region runs from base 924 to 1628 and encodes 234 amino acids.